This is a messenger RNA of Asparagus officinalis (garden asparagus), 2453 nucleotides long. Its product is annotated as pentatricopeptide repeat-containing protein At1g79490, mitochondrial. NCBI's taxonomy places the organism in Eukaryota, Viridiplantae, Streptophyta, Magnoliopsida, Asparagales, Asparagaceae. The record is from RefSeq and is a predicted model, not a curated record. Gene Ontology annotation, molecular function: protein binding.
AUGCUGCUCCUCCUCCGCCUCCUCCUACCACCAGCAAUAGCGGAGAAUGGACCGAAGAAAUCCUGUAUCUCGACGAAUCCAAACAACCCGAUCACCCACCGCCGUCGGCCGCCCGUCCCGCCUCCACCUCCGGCGGCGCCGACUCCCACGUCCUCCUGCGGCGACCGACCCGUCCAUCUCCCCCUCGGCCGCCGCCUCCAAGCUCGUCGAGACCCCCCUCGCUGCGGGCCCGGACCUCCACUCCACCUGCGACCUCCUCCCCUUCGUCCCCCCCCUCCUCCCUCACCCUCUCCCUCCAACGCCUUCCCCCAGCGACCCCACGCCGCCCUCUCCCUCUUCCGCUGGGCCCGCCGCCAGCCCUCGUUUCCUCCCUCCGACCAGGCCCUAGCCCUGAUCCUCACCCACCUACGCGUCGACGACGUUGCCUCCAUUUUCGACUCCGAUAUUGUCGCCUCCGGCCCUGGUGACUUCCCCUUGUCGGCGAACCUUGUCGUACAGACCCUAACCAGCGCGUCCGAGAUCGAACUCGCCUUCUGCUGCUUCAAGAAGCUCAAAGAUGCCAACUUUAGGAAGCUCACCACGAAAUCCUACAAUUCGCUUAUCACCAUGUUCCUGUCCAAGGGGCUGCCAUAUAAGGCGUUUGAGAUCUACGAAUCGUUGGAGGAGAGCGGUUGCUCGUUGGAUUCCGCGACUUAUGAGUUGAUGAUUCCUGCGUUGGCGAAGACCGGCAGGCUUGAUGCUGCACUCAAGAUGUUUGAUGAAAUGAAACGGAGAGGAGAGGAGAGUCGAAUGAGGCCGGGGCUGGGGAUUUACGGUGCGCUGGUCGAUUCUAUGGGGAAAGCUGGGAGGUUGGACGCUGCGGUUGGGAUUUAUCGAGAGAUGCAGGCGGUUGGGUAUAAACCCUCGGUUACGAUGUACGUUUCCAUGAUUGAGUCGUUGAUCAAGGCGGGGAAGCUUGAUGCUGGCCGGAGUUUGUGGGAUGAGAUGAAGGGCUUAGGGUUUAGGCCAAACUUUGGGCUUUAUACUAUGAUGGUUGAGGCUCAUGCUAAGUCUGGGAGGCUUGAAGUUGCUUCGUCGCUAUUUAAUGAGAUGGAGAAGGCUGGGUUCCUACCGACCCCGUCAACGUAUGCUUGUCUCAUCGAGAUGCAUUCUGCUAAGGGACAGGUUGAUGCUGCGAUGAAGCUGUAUAAUUCGAUGAGUAAUACGGGAUUCAGGCUCGGGAUGAGCGUUUAUACGUCGUUAUUGUCUCUUCUUGCUAACAAGAAGCUCUUGGAUUUGGCUGCGAAGGUUUUGCUUGAGAUGAAGGCUAGUGGGUUUCCGGUGGAUGUGAAUGCUAGUGAUGUGCUGAUGAUUUACAUUAAGGAUGGGUCAACGGAGCUUGCGUUGAGGUGGCUGAGGUUCAUGGGCUCGGCUGGAAUUAGGACUAACAAUUUUAUUGUCAGACAGUUGUUUGAGUCUUGUAUGAAACAGUUCUUUAUGUUCUGCUCGACCACUUUUGAGACAUGUGCAUUCACCAGCAAAGUUUGAUUAAUACUUUACACUUGAUCUGCGCAUUUGGUUCGAUGCCAGGAUGAGAAGAACGAGAGGGCGAUAAUGGAUAUAAUGAGCGUGACGAAGCAUAAGGCACAUGAGUUCAUGUGUGGGCUAUUCACGGGCCCAGAGCAGAGGAAGAAGCCGGUGCUCUCCUUUGUGAGAGAAUUCUUUCAAGGGAUUGAUUACGAUGUUGAAGAGAGCGCUGCGAGAUAUUUUGUGAACGUGCUCCUAAAUUACUUAGUGUUGAUGGGUCAGAUGAAUAGAGCAAGAUGUGUCUGGAAAGUUGCAUAUGAGAACAAACUAUUUCCCAAGGCAAUUGUUUUCGAUCAACACAUUGCUUGGUCUUUGGAUGUUCGUAAUUUAUCAGUAGGGGCAGCCUUGGUGGCAGUUGUGCACACUUUGCAUCGGUUCAGAAAGAGGAUGCUAUAUUAUGGUGUGGUGCCUCGAAGAAUUAAAUUGGUAACGGGGUCCACUCUCAAAAUGGUCGUGGCACAAGUUUUGGCUUCUGUGGAAUCACCAUUUGAGGUGAGUAAAGUUGUGCUUAGGGCACCGGGAGAUUCAGUUCUUGAAUGGUUUAAGAAGCCCAUAGUUCAGCAGUUCUUGUUGAAUGAGAUACCAUCAAAGAGUGAUGUUUUGAUGCACAAGCUUAAUGUGAUGUUUCCUAGCUCAGCGCCAGAGGUUCGAUCUCUUUCUCCUCCUAAGCCGCCUUCUUUGUCCAAAGUGAUGUACUAAUGUCUAUCAUGUUCAGUGCCUCAAGUUUUUCUUCAAUUUUAUAGAUUGAAAUGUGAUAUAAUGGGAUCAUCCUUUCCCGUGAGGUAUAUUGGGAUUGCAUUUAUGCGUAUCAACUAGAAAAUGCAUCUACUUUGCAUAUGAGAUUGAUGGGAGAUUUCGGGUUUUAAAUUGUUACUUUAUGCACUUUA